AAAGGAGGCACACUCUAUCCAAAUUUGAGAAGUUGAAGGCCUCUCCAAGGCAUCAAAUAACAUGCCUAACUUUCAGGGUUUUUUUCUCGUUUUGCACAAUAUUAAGUUCCCAGGCCUGCAAAUUUGACCAAUUAAAAAGGCUAGGUCAGCUACAUACUUCUAUAAUCCUUACAUAGAGAAGAGAGCAACAAUCAUAAGCUCUGCCUUUUGCACAUUAGACAGGAAAGAAAGGCUUUACCAGGUCUGGGAGGAAGUGUGAAAGAGGUUUGCUAGUGACAGCACCCAACUAGAUCAGCAUGCUUAGUUAGAAGUAUGCACCACAAACUUGCCUGCAACACACUUUUCUUGAAAAUGAACUUGGGCACUGUUUUCCUGAUUAUAUUUCUGAUGGCUUUCCCCUUCAGCCUGAAAGGUGCUGAACCCAGGAAUGAUGUGAUUUGUGGCUUUUUGGGUGAUUCAGUUCUUCUGCCUGUUCCCAAAUUCACAGGGACACUAACCCGACUACAAUGGAAUAAGUUACUUCCUGACAAUUCUGCCAGAUUAAUUGAUCGCAAAACAACAUGGAACAAUGAAAAUGAAACAAGGAAGAAGUACACUAUUUUAAACAAUGGAAGCCUGAGAAUAGAUACAUUGGUGAAGGAAGAUGCUGGAAAUUACACAGUGCAAGGACAUGAAAAUAAGGUUUCAUUAUUUAAGACAACCACUGUUAUUUUGGAAGUUCAUAAACCCUUGCCUCAACCGCAGAUCAUUGAAAAUUGCUCCAAGAAGAAAUUGAUCUGUCGGGCUGAAACCACUCAAAACACUAUAGCAAAGCUGUUUCAUAAUGAUAAAGUAAUGAAUAUUCAAGGAACAACGUAUGUCAACGGGACACAGUGGUGGACAUUUCAACAAACAAACCUUUCAGGGAAAUUCAAGUGUGAGAUUACCAGCUGUUCUUCGAAGAAGCAGAAUGAGAAGGAUAUCAACUGCUUGGAAACAGCUUCUCUGCUAUUGAAUUUGAAUUACCUAAUGAUGAUUGGAGGCGGUGUUGUCAUCUUUAUCAUCUCUCUGGCUCUGAUUGUUUACUGUGUCAGAAAGAAGAGAAGAGAAAGACGUGAAGUCGAAGAACAGGAAAGAGAACUGCUGGCGAUGGCGAAUGAUGAUUUGAAACGUCGGAAGCUUCCUCAACCUCCGGUUCAUUCUGGUCCUAACCAGGCACACCAGCAGCAACAAAGGGGGCCACUGCUUCAUCCUGAUCCAAAGCAGGAGGGCCCCCCACCUCAGCCGCAUCCACGUCCACCUCAACGGAAGCCGCCACGACACAUGAAAGAAAGACCAUAAAUUUGGAAGUGUCACACAUCAUCACAUUUGCCUAUGAUGGUAGACCUUGAUGGUCAACUUAAUGCACUCAUUCAGUACAUUUAAGAGAUCUUAAUAAUGAAACAUUUGCAAUUGUAAUAAAUUUAUUGUACCAUGGGCUGAGAUUUCUUGGGCCAGAGUCCACCUCAGAAUGCAACAGUUUAGGUUCAAAUCAUGAAGGUUUAUUCCACAAUAUAAUAUAGCUAUUGAUCUUUGAAGAUACAUAUCAAUCUUCCUUUUUCUUGCUGCAACAGAAUAAAUCAAGUUGUGGAUUCUUGAUUUCAGGUCUGUACAUUCCAAUUUGGAGGAAAGAAUAUGACUCAGAAUAUAUUUGCAUGUUUGAUGAUGUUGAGAAAAACCAUAUGUAAGAGGCAAAAGGAGUUUUCCCAGUAUAUAAAGAUUUUUUUUCCGUGUCAGGAGCGACUUGAGAAACUGCAAGUUGCUUCUGGUGUGAGAGAAUUGGCCAUCUGCAAGGACGUUGCUGAGGCGAUGCCCGGAUUUUUGAUGUUUUAUCAUCCCAUGGGAAGCUUCUCUCAUGUCCCCGCAGGGGAGGCUGGAGCUGACAGAUGGGAGCUCACCCUACUCCCUGUAUUUGAAUCACCAACCUAUAUAAAGAUGUAUAUGAUGUAAAGAGACAUUAUAUGCAUUGCAUAUAGUGCCUGCACUCAUUUUCUACUCAAACAUUUUGGGGUCCAGAUCGAGUGGCUAUACAGCCACGCUCUUUUCAUAGUUUUAACCUUCCAGAUUAUUCCAUCAAAACAGGACAGAGAGGUUCUUAUGUUCCUUCCUGCUGUUUUCCCACCUACAACGAAAAAUAUUAUUACUACCACUAUUUUUUGGAUCUUGACUUUGAGUGUGAAUUAAAUCUUGCUUUUCUUGCCAUUCUUACUCUGCUCUUAGGUUCUGUCCCUUAUUUGCUUUUGUUUUUGUUUUUAACUUGGAGACUCUUCCUAUAAAUUCUUGGCUCUUGAAUGGACACUGAUUGUGUUUCCAUGGAUCUCCAAAAUUUCUCAGAUUAAAAUGAAGACACACAUCGUUUAGAAACAUAAAACUACGUAUGAUCAAGUUGACAAAAGUUGUUAUGAGUAAGGAUAGGCAAGCAAGGAGAGGAUGCAGCAUUUUGCAUUAACCUUAUUCGACUGGAAAGGGCAAGAUUCUGCCUCAUCCUUGCCUUUUCCUCCUGCUGAAUUAAUAUUAGAGGGCAAACUAUUUUGACUUCAGCUUGCCGAAUAGAAAUAUGCCAAGGACAAAGGAAGUCUGGCAGGAGGAUAGAGAAAAUGGGAUAUUUUUAAAAGUGCUGAAAAUGUAGGAUGAUAAGAUUAAUCAUGAUUAUUGCAUCUGCCAAAUCAGGACAGUUGAAGGGUGUAUGGUACCUGAUCAUACCUAGAAGUAUUCUAGCCCUGCAACCCAUGUACAUUUUGGUUCUCAACAAACACAUCAGUUGAAUAGGAAAAGAUGGAAACCCCAUCAACAGAGAUUAAGGCUCCAGCUUUAGUGUCAUAUAUGUUAGUCCUGCACCCAGGACAUGCCAGACUUCCCCUGAGCAAGAACUUUUCCUGCUUCAGCAAUAUCACCAUCUUUCACAAGAAAGAUAAAACAUUUACUUUGUGUCUUUUAAAUAUGUUAUAUAACCAUAAUUAUUUUUGUAUAAUCCUAAAAUGUUAUGCUAUAUCUGAACUGUGUUUGUGCAUUAAAUAAUAUGUGAAGAAAUAAAAAGAUGACUUGGGAUUAA
Messenger RNA from Anolis carolinensis (green anole), 3070 nucleotides. It is a transcript of the gene cd2, whose product is annotated as CD2 molecule. Lineage: Eukaryota; Metazoa; Chordata; Lepidosauria; Squamata; Anolidae. Bases 313 to 1320 code for a protein of 335 amino acids. The transcript has 5 exons. The record is from RefSeq and is a predicted model, not a curated record.